AUUCCCAACUAGAAAAAGAAGAUCACCAGCCACUGCGACAUUUGUUCGGGGAGAAAAAAGGGAUCCCCAUCAUGGCAGCAUCACGAAUACAACGCUGGGCACUAACACUGAGUGCUUAUGAAUAUUCUAUCGAGUACUGCCCAGGGAAAAACGUUCAAGAUGCAGACGCACUCAGCCGACUGCCGCUUCCCCAGAAAGUACGGGUGCCCAUACCAGGAGACCUUCACCUCCUG
Molecule: messenger RNA, 233 nt
Organism: Geodia barretti
Lineage: Eukaryota; Metazoa; Porifera; Demospongiae; Tetractinellida; Geodiidae
Source: the annotation of a GenBank genome assembly